Liolophura sinensis is the source of this 3666-nucleotide messenger RNA. RefSeq names its product cingulin-like protein 1. The record is from RefSeq and is a predicted model, not a curated record. The transcript is spliced from 28 exons. Lineage: Eukaryota; Metazoa; Mollusca; Polyplacophora; Chitonida; Chitonidae. The coding region runs from base 1 to 3666 and encodes 1221 amino acids.
AUGGAGGGCUUUGAUGCUGAUGCUGAAUGGAGUGAGGACGAGAUCAUCAAGUCUGGCUCAGCCACAGGUAAGAGUCCAGGUGGCUCAGCCACAGCUCUGUCAGACUCGGACUAUGAUGAUGAUACUGUCCCACCUGGAGGUGUGGUAUCGCCACAGCUUACUGUCAAGAAGGAUGACCCUGUAGACAAGGUGCUUGACAAAAUCGACUCAGAACUUGGAGAUAUGAGUUCCCUGAAGAAGUCCAGUGCACUAGACCACUCAUUGUCCAGUGAAAAACCUUUAUUUGUAAAUGUCGCGCACCUGAACCAGUCACAAGAAGACAACUUAAAAGAUUCUGAGAAGACAGGAACAGACACUGGCUUAGGCACAGGAAGUCUAACCUCAGAUGCUGACCCAUUGCUGACACCUCCUGCCACUACAAACACAACAGCAAUGCCCAGCCAUGUUGGAAUCCCAGCCACAAAAGAUAAAAAGAAGAAUACAACUGGUGGCAGUGGCCUUGAUUUUCUGCAGGCAAAAGAAGUUGAUGAAAAGUUUCAAGAGGUUUUGAGUAGAAAGAAAGGUGGAUACCUAGAAGAUCUUCAAACUGCACCAGUGCUCAGUGAUCAGGAAACCAUCAAAACAGAGGACUUUGAGGCCAAAUUUAAUGAGUGCCUUAUUCCUGCUACAGCUGGAGGUAAGACUGAACAGGCAGCACACUGCCACACAAAGAGUGAUACCUCUGAUGAGCUUGAAGCCGAAUUCGACAGAGCACUGGCAAAACUGACAGAGAGCCUGCCAGCCAUGACUGACAGACGGAUGACAUCAUUACAUAAACGUUCCUAUAGCGGUGGAGCUCUGGAGUUGAAGAAGCUGACCAUGUCUCAUCCCUUCAGUCCCCCACGGAAGCCAGCCCAACCCCAAAGGCGGAAAAAAGACACAAGAAGUGCAAGCCCCCGUCGACCUCCCUCGGGAAAACCUCCGCACACAGAAUACCUCCGUUCUCCUAGAGCAGGCUACACUCUUAACUCUUCAGGGUACACCAGUGAUCUGGAAUCUAUCAAAACAGAAGACUUUGAAACAAUUUUCCAGAAUUUGUUGGUGAAGCAAAGGCCUGGGAUAUCUGUUGUCAACCAUGCAAGCGUUGACCCAAAGUCCAUGACAAUAUCUCAUGAGACCAAUUCUACCCUGGCAAGAUUUUUGCAAUGCAAGGAUGCUGACAAGACUGUUGAUAAAAGUAAACUCACCCAGAACAAGGUGGAGCUAGGGGUGGGCAUCCAUAGCUGGACAGGUAAAAGGACCAUUAACAGAGGAACAGAAGAAAAAGACAAAAUGGAUGCUGGAUUGUCUCAGAAAUCUUACACCAUGAAUGGGUUCAGAGGUCAUCCUGAAGCGACAUCCCAUAAUGGCCCGGGGUAUUCUGCUGAGAAUGACAAGAUGUUCAGAUCAGGUGCACAGAGUGAUGGACAAACAGACCCUUACGAGCAAACGGACGAGGAAGUGGCUAGGAAUGCGCGUGAGAUUGAACAGCAGUCGGCUGUCAUACAGAAGGAGAUGGAGGCAGAGCGCAAGAUGAAAACCUCACUGCCGAGUGUGAGAAGAGAAGUGAGGGCAAGUGGACAACCUGGUGUUAAGAAUGUGGAGUUUGAAAUGACAUGUGAGAAUGAUAUAGAUGGAGACAUUGACAUGAAGCAGAGAGAGCUUCACAGGUUGGAUGAGAAUAUCAAAGGUUGCCAUGCCGACCUGAAACGACUGGAGACACUGGUAAAAGAGAGACGAGAGCAGGCAGAAGAUGCCAGAACUCAGCUGAUGCUGACUGAGUUCAAACGUGACAACGCUGUAAAGGAGCUGGAGAAAUCAAACCAGGAAUUGUACGUGAAACGCAACAAGGUCAAGGCUUUUGAUGAGGAGGUCAAGGUCAAAAUGGAGCAAAUGAAGCAGAUUGAUUCGCUGGGAAUCACCAUGGAAGAGGUACAGGCCUUAAUGAAUGAUCGUGAAUGUUACCAGUCUCAAACUCGACAUUUAGAUGCUCUCCAGUUAGAGAGGAAUGAACUGAUUCGACAGCUCGAUAGCGUCAAGCAGGCCCUGUUUGCUGAGCGAAAACAUGCACGCUCUGAAAAAGAUGAACUUGUAGAGGAAAUGGAGAAUUUGAAAACGAGGCUGGAGGAGAUUCAAGGGGAAAGAGAUGAGCUACAUCAAAAUCUGGUUGCCAUGGAGAUGGCUCUGCAGAAAGUGGAGAAGGAGAAAGCCAUGAUUGUUCAGGAGAAGUCCCAGCUGUUCAAAGACCUACAAGAAAAGGCCAAGCGAGAAUCGUUCAAUUUACAAAGACAGACAGAGCGAGAAAACGAACAGCAAAGUUUGAAAUUUGGUGAAAUGGCUGCCCAAAUUCUGCGGCUUGAGGAGGAUGUCAGAGUGCGUGAUGAAGCGAUUAUACAUCUCAGAGGCCAGUUGGAGUCUGCUGCACAAAAGUUACUUGAAGAACACCAGAAAAGGGAGGGAACUCAGGAAGACCACCGUAAAACCCUGCAGUCUCUGAGGAAAGAUACAGACACUGCUUUGAAGCAGGUGAAAGAGUCAUGUUUCCUGGAGAAGCAGCGCGCUCUGGAGACACUGAGGGGUCAGCUUGAGGAAGAGAAGAGGGAGAGUUUGGUGAAGUGUGAGGACAGGAUGACUCGCAGGCUGGCAGAGCUGGGGGAGAAAGCUGCGGUUAAAGAUGAUCAAAUUCAAAAGCUUGAAGAUCAACUUCAGCAAGUGCGAGAAAAGACACGGCGAGAGACUGAGAAGAUCAAAGAGGCCAGUGUAGAACAGGCACAAACUGUAAUUCGAAAAGAGCGUCAAGUGUUGGAAAAUGAGCGUGAUUGGUUGAAGCAGCGAGAGAGGGAGGCUGCAACAUCAGAGAUGAAGAGAAAAUUAACCUCCAUCACAGAAGAGUUAGAAUGUCGAGAUGCCCAAGUGAAACAGCUGAAGGAAGAGAUACUGAGGCUUGAGAAGGAGCUAGAGGAGCAGAAGUCACUGGUGCAUGAUUCCGUGAAGGACAAACUCCAGGCCGUGGCACGUGCGAAGGAUCAGGCACAAAUGGAAAGACAGGCAGACAUGGAGACACUCAGGGAUACUGUAAUCAAGGAAAACAAAGCAGAAAUUCAAACACUCCGUGAGAUGAUUGACAGACAAGGGGAGGAGCUUAACAAACUGAGAUCAAUAAAAAUGACCAAUGAAAGGAAUGAAAAGGAGAAAAGUUCUGCCCUAGACAGGACAGAGCGGACUCUGAUCAAUGAGAUAAAUGAGGAGUGUCGUCGCACUGCGGCAGUGCUUGGAUUAGCACCAAGGAAGAUCCACAUCAUGAAUUUCCAGAGCGGUGGGACAGAACUUUCAGUGCCUGCAGGACACAGAAGAAAAGUGACAACAUCAGCCCUUGCCAAUUUGCGGGCAUGUAAUGAAGAGUUGCGAAGUCAGGUGAUGGAGAUGAGUCAGAUGGUGGAGUCCCAGAGGUCAGCCUUGAUGUAUGCUCAGCGAGACAAGGAUGAUGCCAUUGACCAAAUUAAGAAGAAAAUGGAACAGGAAAAGUUGCACGAAAUGGAUAGUUUGAAGGAGAGGUUAAUAAAGGAUCAGCUGAAGCAACAAUUUGACGACAAAUCUCGCCACCAGGGGGCUACUUACGACAACAACUAUGCCUUACUAGACAUGUAA